Messenger RNA from Filobasidium floriforme, 3158 nucleotides. RefSeq lists its product as uncharacterized. The transcript has 4 exons. Bases 275 to 3001 code for a protein of 908 amino acids. The record is from RefSeq and is a predicted model, not a curated record. Lineage: Eukaryota; Fungi; Basidiomycota; Tremellomycetes; Filobasidiales; Filobasidiaceae.
GCUUCCUCGCGCAAAUUCCUCUCGUUCACCGAUAUAGGCGACAUACCGCAAGUAGCGUUAGCCGUCAACAUCGUCGUCAACGUCUUUACCACGAGGGUCCACAUCGACUAGUUUUACUCUCGUCACAAAUCGCCAAAGUGUCUCGACUCAUCGAAUCCUCUGUCAGCAUCCCCGUCGAUCGACAAUAACAUCAAGCUUGGCUGUAUCCCGUGCAGCCCAACCAUCAUCACCACCACCCCAUCCUCGAAACCUCGGGGUCAUAACCGUGGAGCCAAUGACUUCCCUCUACACCUACACUCGCAUGCCACCUACCUUAACAGACCUCUCGGCCGAUGUCAUCCAUCUCAUCGCUCAUCAUGUCAUGUUCAGUGGAGCGACCCCACCGUCCACCGACUCGAUGUCGCGGGAAUGUGACGACAGGUCCACGGCGGAAUACGACGUGGAUGGACCGUUCGUCAGGCGAUUAGAUACGGGAAGCGACAAGUCCAGGAGGUCAUUGAGAUGGAGAGACGAACCGGCCUCGUCGUCGUCGUCCAUCUUUUCAUCGUCCUAUCGCCCCGUCGUACCGCAACCACAACAACCCUACCGGUCAGGUCUGGACGUCUUGAUGAGCGCCGCGUCGGAAGUCAGCGCAAGUUCGUCCUCGUCGACAGGAUCGCGAUCGCAUGGUCGUCAUCAUGCUACGACGACAGAACGCAGUCAUGAACCGUAUGGAGCAGAGAGGAUCUCGUCCGCCUCGUACUCCCGUCGAGCAUCAUCCACCUCGACCCGAUCCAAGGGUGUCGAGUCGGACAGAUCGGAAUAUACUCCACUCAACCCGCCGACAACGUCCAAGAGCGAAGUCUACGUCACUCGAACCAUCCCGGACCCGCGAUCGCUCCUCCCUCUCAUGCUCACCUGCAAGCACCUAUACAAGGCUUUGCGAUUCGACGGGAAUCCCAAGCUGUAUCACUGGAUGUACCUAAACACGUUCGACAGCGAGGCCUUGACGAGACGCUGGAAGGAUUAUCAAAUGGGAGGACCCAACCACGAGUACGCCGCCGUCCCGCCUUCCAAGUCGGCAGGCGGGGAUUCGUUUUUCGAUCAGAUCGAGGUCAAACGGGAGCCUGGCCUGGAGCAUGAGCAGACCAUCUCGGGCUCGUCGGGCCAUCGGUCUUGUACCCACGGCGUACGGGAGAACGGGACCAAGUGCGCCUGUAGGGAAGGCGUACACUUGUUGAGUGACCCCGCCAUCCUCGCCAACGAGUACAAAGACAGGUUUGAGACUUUCAAGAGGUACCGAGAGAUCGCGGCGGGAGGUAGUUGGAAAGCACUGAUGAAGACGGAAGAGGAUAGGGAGACGUGGUCGGCCGACAUUUGGGUCAUCUGGUGGAUGUAUAUGGAAAACGACCACAAAAACUUUGUCGUCCUCGAAUCGUUGGCGAAGUUCAAGGAGGUCGUUAAGAUCUUUUACCGGGAACACAUGCUUGAAGCGGCGCUGCAACCGGGUUAUCCGACUGACUCUUGCGAAGGCGCCAUUCUGACGAUCAUCUCGAACAGGCUCGGGAUAGAUACCGAGCUGGAGGAAACGAGGGAACAGAUCGAUACCAAGGUGUUCAUCCUACUGCCCUAUGUCUUUGCUUGUCACAAGUACCCUUUUCUAUACGGUCCGUGGGUCCAUCGAGACUUGCCACUCAGCCGAGUCGCGCGGGAUGAAGAGGAACUCCGCAUGCUCAGCCGGCCCAACGCUUUCAUGGUCGAACUCUCACCUAACCCCCGUUCUACAAACGUGAAGCGGUUGGGUAAAUGGUGGCGAGUUUCGUCGCCUUACCAGACGACCUGCGCCAGCUUGUCGUUCAUGAAACUACUCGAACGUCAUCCCGAGCUCAUCACGCUUGGCAAGAACCCGCAUGUCCAAUUACCUCGCCCUGGCGUAGCUUCUUCGAGUGAUCAAAAGUUGAUUGCGGCCAAGCCGUUCUCAUCUGCAACCGAAAACCUCGAUUCGUCAAAUUGGGACAACGAUCUCUACCGAGCCAUGAACUGCCACGACCCGAUCACCUCGUCCGGGAUGCACCCUUUGGCGUUCCGCCAUAAAAUCGAAGGUCUCUGGAAAGGCAAAUACCUCUACUUUGAUUACAACGCUUAUCAACACGUUGUCAAGGGCGACGUACGCAGCCUGUACGAAGGCACAUACGGCGAAGAGAUGCAGGAGUGGCGACUCGAAGAACGGGUCAUCAACGUCAAGAUCGACAAGGUCGGUGGGGACGGGCCCAUGCUCAAUGCCGGUUACAGGCUGGGCCUCACCGCCGAGGACGAAGAGUACGAGGCGAGUCUGUCAGCCGAGGAGAGGGGCUGGGAGCCCUGUCUGGACGAGGACGCUCCCGAUCGUCCUGGUUGGACAAAGGAGAUCCUCAUCUCGGGUACCGGACUUAGUGCCUGGGGGGAAGUCAAGAUUCAAGGCCGCGUCAGGGCAUGGGACGGGCUCGUCACGAUCCACACCGACUUUGGUAUCCCCGAAUCGACGGGCAAGUGGCUGUUCAGGUGCUACAUCAUGUCGGGCAACAAACUCGUGGGACGAUACAGGGACACGUUCACCAUGGAAAACAUGAGGGGCUACGAAGGACCCGUCUUUUUGCAGAAACAGUCGGAGUCAAUACCUCCCGUUUCUGAGAGGGUGCCAAGUUCGCCGAUCGUGGAAAAGUCGCCGCCCGGCUCGGCAUCAAAUUCGGGAAACUUCCGAUCGGAAUUCGCGCCAACCUAUCGACCUAUCGUCCCUUCGCCUUCUACAAUCGUCGCAGUCAAUAGACCGCGUGAGCUUCAACUGCCUCACAUCCAGGAGCUCGGCUACAGGCCCGAUCCUCUGCACAUUGCGAGGCCAGCUGAGAAUGCCGCUGCGUCUCCCGCCGAUGUCUGCCCUCCCACCGUAUCGACGUCCGAGCUGGACGGAAGCCGAUCGUGCGCAGAUGCUGUGGUCGCGAAGCCUGGCCAGCGAUGUCGGUUCGAACCUUUCUCCGACAGAUGAACGACCUGCGUCCAAGCGGCCACGACAUUAUUAAAAACGAUCAGGAAUACGUUGCUUUCUCGCUUAGCAUAUCAUAAUUCGAUUGUAUUGAUUCUACGACAUUGUAUCAAAUAUAACGAGCUUCAUGCUCGCAGCUGUCCUGUCAAGUAUCAUCGCC